AUGACGUUUUCUCCUCCUCUCUCUCCUCCUUUGCGCGCGCGCGGUGGUGUUGGUGUAAAUUGCAAAAAGAAUAACAACAACAACGCGAAGAAGAAGAAGAAGAAGAAGAAGAAUUUUUGUCGUCGUUUUGCCACCGCCAGUAGUAACGCUUCUUCUUCUUCUUCUUCUUCUUCUUCUUCUUCUUCUUCUGAAAUCGACGGCACAACAAAAAGCGUGAUUAAAAAAAUCGCGCAAAAGUUACAGUCGGGGGAACUGACGUCUCUGCGAGUCACCGAAAUGUACCUGAAAAGAAUGAAAGAUUCGAGUUUGAACUGUUACGCGAGCGUGAACGAAGAAGACGCUUUGGAACGAGCCGCGGAAAUGGACCGCGAGAGGAUGAAUCCCGAGAGAGGAGAGAAGAAGAGGUCUUUGUUACACGGGAUUCCGAUUGCGGUCAAGGAUAACAUUUGCACGAAGAACACAUACACGACCGCGGGGUCGAAGAUUUUGAGAGAGUAUCGGCCAGAUUUUGACGCGGACGUGGUGAAACAUUUAAAUAAGGAAGGCGUGGUUGUUUUAGGGAAGACGAACAUGGAUGAGUUCGGGAUGGGGAGCACGACGGAGAGUUCGGCGUACGCGCCGACGUCGAAUCCGUGGGACGAGUCGAGAGUGCCCGGUGGGUCGAGUGGUGGGAGCGCGGCCGCGGUGGCAGCGCAGUUGUGCGCGGCGAGUUUAGGAUCCGAUACCGGGGGGUCUAUUCGGCAACCGGCGGCGUUUUGCGGGACGGUCGGGUUGAAGCCAAGUUACGGGAGAGUUUCCAGGCACGGGUUGUUGGCGUACGCGAGCUCGUUCGAUUGCAUAGGACCAAUCACGUCGAGCGUGGAAGAUGCGGCGAUAUUAAUGGACGUUUUGUGUGGUAAUACUGGUGAUGAUAACAACUCGAAUUUGGACGCAAAGUACUUUGAUAGCAGUAACAAUAAUAGUAGUAGUAGCGGGUCGUCGUCGUUCACGGAUGCGAUUGUGAGUAAAGAGAAUUUAGUCGACGUAGCCGCGCCUUUGAAAGGAAAGACGUUCGCGGUGAUUAAAGAAACUUUUACUGGAUUGGACGAAAAAGUUUCCGCGAGCGUUAUGGAAUCCAUAGAGUUGGUGGAAAGUUUAGGAGCGAAAGUGCACGAAGUGUCCUGUCCGACGUUUCUUUUCGGUCUUCCCGCGUAUUACAUUCUCGCGCUUUCCGAGGCGAGCAGUAAUUUAGCGCGAUACGACGGCAUUCGCUUCGGUGCCCAGGAUUACUUGAACAUGGAUUUAGUCGAUUCAAUUAAAAGUUCGCGUUUUGAAGGCUUUGGUGCAGAAGUGAAAAGACGCAUUUUGAUGGGGACAUACACGCUUUCCGAAGGGUACUCGGACGCGUAUUAUAAACGAGCGCAAGAAGUGCGUCGAUUAAUCUACGCUGAAAUGACGCAACACCUCCAAACGUACGACGGCUUCUUAACUCCGGCAACGUCGUCGCUCGCGUAUAUGAAAAACGAGAACCAAGAGCCCUUAGCUAUGUUCACCGGUGAUUUAAUGACGGUAAACGUAAAUCUCUCCGGACUCCCGGCGUUGGUCAUUAGAAGCAAAGAUAGCGCGGAUGAAAACAACACAUUACUUCCAUCCGGAAUUCAAAUCAUCGGAAAGAAGUACGGUGAAGCCGAAUUGUUAGGUGUUGGGCACAUCAUAGAAAUGUUUUCCGCGGAGCGAAAGCUUUAUAAGGACGCGUUCCCGGAAGCAUCUUUGUUUUAA
Bathycoccus prasinos is the source of this 1758-nucleotide messenger RNA. RefSeq names its product glutamyl-tRNA(Gln) amidotransferase, A subunit. Gene Ontology annotation, molecular function: glutaminyl-tRNA synthase (glutamine-hydrolyzing) activity. The record is from RefSeq and is a predicted model, not a curated record. Lineage: Eukaryota; Viridiplantae; Chlorophyta; Mamiellophyceae; Mamiellales; Bathycoccaceae. The transcript has a single exon. Gene Ontology annotation, biological process: translation. Gene Ontology annotation, cellular component: glutamyl-tRNA(Gln) amidotransferase complex. Bases 1 to 1758 code for a protein of 585 amino acids.